This is a messenger RNA of Oncorhynchus nerka (sockeye salmon), 4124 nucleotides long. Its product is annotated as thyroid hormone receptor-associated protein 3-like. Gene Ontology annotation, cellular component: mediator complex. Gene Ontology annotation, molecular function: DNA binding; transcription coregulator activity. Lineage: Eukaryota; Metazoa; Chordata; Actinopteri; Salmoniformes; Salmonidae. Gene Ontology annotation, biological process: positive regulation of transcription by RNA polymerase II. The transcript is spliced from 11 exons. The record is from RefSeq and is a predicted model, not a curated record. Bases 209 to 3223 code for a protein of 1004 amino acids.
CAGUUUAUUCUGUUUUGAAGUCGCGAGGCAAAGACGGUCAACUGUACAACUUCCUGAAUGCAGACAAUACGAACGUCCUUCAUAUGAGAUAUAUUUGAUCGUCAUUACUUACUAGCUAGUAGUUGUGUAAUAAAAUCGUGUGUGCGAGACUGGUGUUUUGGUUUACGUAUCCUCUAGUUUUGGUAGGAACGUGCGCUGGGUAAAGAGAAUGUUGAGGCCACGGUCACGAUCGCCCCACUAUUCUCACAGAGUUAGUCCGCGCAGGCAGGAUGGUCGGCGGUUCCCCUGGGACGACCCAGACUUCAACCCCCAGCAGGUGCUGGCUGACCUGGGCAGGCUGCCUGGGGAGGAUCAGUGGGUUCGCUUCAUGGACGAGAUCCACCCAGAUGGCCCAGAGGGCCACAGAAGACCUGUUUCCCCAGGCCUCCACAGGCUUGACCACCACCUCCCCCCAGAGCAAUUCCACCAUCGCAGAAUCCCACCGGCACCUCACGAGCUGGGCUACGCCGAGCGCAGAAGGCUCUCCCCCCAUGAUGGCAGAGGGGGUGGCAGGGGAAAAGGAAGCGGGAGCGAAGGGCUGCCCCACUCCCCUCAGAGGCUACCCAGAGAGAAGCUGCCAUCACUGGCCUCGCAGCACCCUCACUACAGUCCUGACCACCACCAGAUAGUGUCCUCUGCAGGCUGGAGAAGAGAAGAGCAGGACCAGAGCCAGGGAAGGUCCAGGGACCGCAGCCCCAGGGAGAGGGUUCAGGGUGGGGGGAAGGGGGAGAGGAGGGGUGGAGAUUUUCCGGGUCCCUAUGGAGAACGAAGCAGAGAUGACAUGCAUAGAGAGAAGAGCACCAUCUCUGACCGGAACCGGAGGGAAGCUGAUGAAGCGGUGCAUCCUGGGUACGGGAAGGAGACAGAGUUUAGGGUGCGCCGCCCCUCGUUGGAGAGGCCCCGGGAAGGGUACGGAGGAGGAGGGCCACGGGGGCGCAGGGGCCCCUCAGGGAGCCACGAUGGCCGGGGGCCUGGAACCCUCAUCGUGGAGCAUGACCAUGGUAUUAUAAACAGCAGAGGGCCAGAACUCUACGACAACCAGAGGGGCCGUGGCCCCGACCAGAGCCCAAGCCACGACCGAUUCAGUCACCGUCACCACCGGGCCAGAGCCACUGAGGAGCGGUUCAGGAAGUCGGGUAGCAGGUCCAAUACCAGAGAAGAGGCCAGGGGUCGGCUUGACCAUGAGGAGAGGAGAGGGCCUGUCCAGGAGGAGAGGAGAGGGCCUGUCCAGGAGGAGAGGAGAGGGCCUGUCCAGGAGGAGAGGAGAGGGCCUGUCCAGGAGGAGAGGAGAGGGCCUGUCCAGGAGGAGAGGAGAGGGCCUGUCCAGGAGGAGAGGAGAGGGCCUGUCCAUGAGGCGAGGAGAGGGCCUGUCCAGGAGGCGAGGAGAGGCCCUGUCCAGGAGGAGAGGAGAGGCCCUGUCCAGGAGGAGAGGAGAGGCCCUGUCCAUGAGGCGAGGAGAGGCCCUGUCCAUGAGGCGAGGAGAGGCCCUGUCCAUGAGGCGAGGAGAGGCCCUGUCCAUGAGGCGAGGAGAGGCCCUGUCCAUGAGGCGAGGAGAGGCCCUGUCCAUGAGGAGAGGAGAGGCCCUGUCCAUGAGGAGAGGAGAGGCCCUGUCCAUGAGGAGAGGAGAGGCCCUGUCCAUGAGGAGAGGAGAGGCCCUGUCCAUGAGGAGAGGAGAGGCCCUGUCCACGAGGAGAGGAGAGGCCCUGUCCACGAGGCGAGGAGAGGCCCUGUCCACGAGGAGAGGAGAGGCCCUGUCCACGAGGAGAGGAGAGGCCCUGUCCACGAGGAGAGGAGAGGCCCUGUCCACGAGGCGAGGAGAGGGCCUGUACACGAGGAGAGGAGAGGGCCUAUACAUGAGUCCAGAAGAAGCCCUGAUCGUCAUGGGAGAGCCAGCCCCAUGGGCUUCCAAGAUAGAGGUAGUCCCACAGAGCCCAGGGCCAGAAACAGUGCAUUCCGAGGGGAGAGGGGGGCCCCAGCCCAGGGUGGCAAGAGACAGAUGGGGCCCUCCAUGAACCAGCCCCGGCCUCUAAUUCAGGGAAUGCAGGGGUACCGACCCCGGGAUGCCAUCCCCCAGCAGUCCCCUCCGGAGCACCAGGGGUACCAACCCAGGGGAGGCAUCUGGGACAUGGAGCCCAGAGAGGAGGCGCCCGGUUGGGCAGAGGUGAGCAACAAGGAGCCCCGCUGCGAGAAGGCCCAGGGACCAGGGCCGCGAGGAGGCCGUCCGCCAGCACAGGGCAGGAUGGAUCCUAGGAAACCUCAGCAUAGUGAUCUCAACCCCAACUGGAACCAACAGCAGAACGAUAUGGGAAUGCCUCGCAUGGGCGCCGGCGAGAAGGAGACGCUCACCAUCAAGGUGGACAUGAACCGGCCUGUGGGCCAGAACAGCCAGCUGUGUUACUCCUCACACCGCCAGCUGUCGCUGGAUCUGGUCAACGUGGGCCGCCAGCGCCUAGACUUCCUGCCCAUGCUAGAGCAUUCUGGGACGUACCGGGAAUCCGCAAUGCACUCUGGGACUUUCGCCCAGGAGAUCAUCACCCUGGUGCACCAGGUCAAAGAGCAUUACUUUAGAGGUGAUGGUGUGACACUGAACGAGCGUUUCUCUGGCCCCCAAGAUGGAGGUCUGCCUGAGGAGGAGGAGCAGGAGGAAGAAGGACCAACUCUGAACAGGCUGUUCAACAUGAGUAUGUCAGAACCUGAUAUGGAACCUGUCUUCUCUAAAGUUGGCCGCAUGCAGAGGCAGCAGCAGGCAGUGAGAGAUCCCGGAGACCUGAGACAUGACCUGGAGAGGAGGAGACAGGAGAGGCUGGAGGGAGUGAAGGUCACCAUACCUGGAGGCAGGCUCUCACAGCACCCCCUGGCUGCCGGGAGAUCAGUGAUUACCUUAAGAAGUGGAGGAAGGGUGCAUUUUUACACCAUCUCUCCCUCUCACACACUCUGUCUCAGUGACCAUCAGGGGGGGUAUGGUAGAGAGGAAGACGAGGAACAGGAGGGCUUUUCAGGCUGGUCAGGCCCACCACGGAGAGGGAGGAGGUGGCCUGGAGACAUGGGGGGUCAGAGGAGAGGUGGCAUGAUUAGACAAGACAUGGGAGACCAGCAACGGAACAACUGGCCUCCUAAUAGCCCUUGCAACCUGCCUGGAUCAACGAGACAACAGAACCACAAUAUUAACGGUGCCAACUGGUGAAUGGAAGCUUGGAGCAAUCCAAAUGGAGUCAGUGGUUAACUGUUGAUAGGCUGUAUAUAUUAUAGAUCACACUGCUGCAGACUGACCACAGCCUGAACCACGACCACCUGACCAACUGACAUUCUGUACCACGCUGUCAAUGUAAAGCCCAUGCAAUGUAGCUGCUCUCCUGACAGAGAGAGUAAUGUGAUGGGGAAGUAAGAUGGCCAACUGAUAUGUAAAGAUGCACUAUGCAUAAAUCGUUCCACCAUUUCCUGGUUGCAAAAUGUUUGCCUAAUUUCAGUUUGUUACAAAACGAGCAAGUAUAGUGUAGAGCAGGGGUAGGUAACUGUGCUCCUGGAGUCCCACUGGUACUGCAGGAUUUUGUUCUGUCUAGGCACCACACCUGACCAACUGACAGAGCCGGCGGCAGAACUAUUCAGUUGGACCGGCCUUUGAUAUCCAUAGGCGUGGCAUGUUUUUUCCCGGGACCACCUUAUGUGUGCAUCCUCUUGCAUGUUCAAAUUGUAAUAGUAAAGACUAUAGGCAGCUGGUGAGUUUCAAGUUUGUGGAUGUUUCCAAUUUACCCUAGCAUUUCUACCGUUCUUAGUGCCAGUUAUGAUAAUUGUUUUAUAUGCACAUUUUUGUGCAACAGUUUCAUUUCAAUAUUUUAUUUUCUCAAUCAUUGUCACGUGGUUAAUCAUAAAAAUCUGAAAUAAAAUGAUAAAAAUGUCAAAGUUCAAAUUGAACUGAGGUGAGAGCAGCAGCCUCUGCCAUAUGAACACAUUGAUACACUGUGAUCCAUUGGCGGCUAAAGAAAUGAGCUCAUAGAACUCAGAGAGCCUAUAGGCCAAUGCAGCAGUAGGCCUGUAACCUCCAUCUCAACUAAGUAAAGCUGACAAAUAAAAACAGUAGAAAAUAA